Caenorhabditis briggsae is the source of this 417-nucleotide messenger RNA. The record is from RefSeq and is a predicted model, not a curated record. The coding region runs from base 1 to 417 and encodes 138 amino acids. NCBI's taxonomy places the organism in Eukaryota, Metazoa, Nematoda, Chromadorea, Rhabditida, Rhabditidae. The transcript is spliced from 2 exons.
AUGCGGAUUCUCCAUCUACUGACACUUGUCGGAGCUGUUAUCCUAAUGAUCCAAGGAGUCUCUGUGGGCGCCGACACUUUGGAAAACGUUCUCAAGAAUGCUGAUUAUGUCAAGAUCGUCAUUUCUGUGGAGAAUCAGGAAAAAGCGUCUGGGAUCGACACAACCGCCGACAAAACCUGUCAAACCAGCAGGAUCUUCAAAAUCGCCGUCGGGGCAAUCAGCACCUUCCUCUUUUCUCCAUUCUCAUUCUGGAUCCUCAACUGGAAAAACGAGAAGAAGAUCACGGAAUCCAUCGACAAUGUCGACUAUGAAGUUCUCGAAAUCGAUGGCACCAAGUAUGUCGUUGUAAAAACUGCGGACGAUGACGACGAGUUUCCACACGGUAACCAUCAAGAGUUGGGAGAAUCCUUCCUUUGA